AUGAGGACCCCUGGGUUUUGCGUUUUAAGCGCUGUCUUGUGUUUGUUUCUGGUCGAAGUUUAUUGCGAUUGCAAUGGCAGAAAAGUUCUGACAGCUAAAACUGGUACCAUUUCGGACGGACCAGGGAAUUACACACCCGUGGCUCACUGCGAGUGGCUUAUCAAUGGCCAUGGGAAUUCAUCCAUUUUGCUGACAUUUAGCACCAUGAACACAGAAUGCUCGUAUGACUUUCUUGUUUAUGAUGGUGAUUCAUACGAAAUGCCGCUGCUAGCAAGCCUAAGUGGGGAUCAGUUGCCCAAGCCACUUUUAGCUACCUCAGGAUACAUGCUGGUGUACCUAUACAGUGACAGGAAUUAUGAGCUUGCAGGUUUUGACGCGAAGUAUGAAAUCAUGGACUGCCCGUAUAACUGCACAGGUCAUGGCACAUGUAUAAACGGCCGUUGUCAUUGUGAGUCGCACUACUAUGGUGUUGGUUGUGAAAAAGAGAAAUGCCCGGAUAGGUGUAAUAACAAUGCAGAUCCAGAUAAAUGUGAUCCUUCAGGAAGGUGUAAGUGUCCCAACGGCUUUGUCGGUGAAGACUGUUCGAUGUCUCGAAAUGACGGUCGAGGAAACAACACCUGGUAUGUACUGGCGUCAGACACUGCAGGCUUUCGGGGUCGCACCUCUCAUGCAGGAGUAUUUAUCGAAAGUCUGGAAAGCAUUUGGAUAUUUGGAGGUUACACAUUAAACAAGGUUUUGGAUGAGCUUAUUGUGUUCAACAUGACGAGCAAUCGGUGGGAGACAGUCGAGAAAUCCACACCAUGGCCCGCUGGCCGAUAUUUACAUGCCAUGGUUGCCCUCAAUGAUGGAUUUGCCAUGUACGGUGGUCAGCUCGACACAAGUGAACUCAGCGACGAAUUGUGGUAUUUCGAUAUACUUAAAAUGUCUUGGUAUCUAGUCCAGCCUAGUCCUGAAGCUCAGCGACUUCCUAAGUUAGCAAGUCACAGUUUGACUCUAGGAAGAGAUUGGAUCUAUUUGUUUGGUGGUAAAACGGAAGACGGAUUUUUCUCCGGGGAUAUGUAUAGGAUUAGAGCACAGAAUCUGUCAGAUUCGCAAAGGAUAUUUAUCAAAGGCGGUCAAAUUGCUUCACGGCAGUUGGCAGGCCAUUCAACAGUGUAUCACAAACAGACGAACACACUUCUCGUGUUCGGAGGUCACAGAACGAACACCGCACAGUUCAGCAAACUACGUAACGAUCUUCAUAUCUUUCACAUAGAUAAUUCUUUCUGGUCGUUGGUCAGCGAAGAUCAGAAGGAAAAGAAUCUACCAUCCCAGCGUGCGUACCAUUCAGCGGCGAUUAUCGGCGAUUACAUGGUUAUAUAUGGUGGUAACACCCAGCUUCAUGAUGGAUACGACCUUUGUUACGAUGCAGCCAUAUACUUCUAUCAUCUGGGCUGCUACAAGUGGAUGAAUAGUCAACAUUUUGUCAAGAAGUUCCCCGGGUUAAGCUCUAGUACAAAGCCAAGCAGGAGGUUUGGCCAUGUUGCCAUGGUAGCGUAUGGAAACACUCUCCUGAUAUCUGGUGGUUAUUCAGGCUAUGUGUUAGGAGAUCUCCUAGCAUUCAAAGUGGCACCCGCCAUUGCUGUUCAUAAGUCAAUUUCCCUGGAUGUUUAUGACCACUGCAAUGUGUACAGCAAAGAAACCUGUACUUCGGACCCAGCCUGUAGUGUUUGUAUCAAGCCCACCUCAUUGACUUGUGUCAACAGAGCAAGUCAGAAUAGCUGUACCCAGCGUGGGAAUGACGCUCUUUGUAAGGGCUUCUGUCGUAAGUUAAACAGCUGUGACUCGUGUCUGAACCUGGGUGGCCAUUACCCGACUGUCGUCACUGACAACUCCUGGUACUACCAGAGCUUCCAGUACUGUGCCUGGUGUGUGAAAGAAGCCAAGUGUCAGCCGGCCAAUGCUUUGUCAGACACCUGUGCUAAGCAGUCCUCCCAUAACACAGCCUCGGGGAACCUCGGCUGGUGGAACGGCCCGAGUGUUCACUUGAUAGAGUUACGACAGUGUCUGACCGAGGAUCGCCCAGCGGGACUUCAUUUUCUGCGAUAUCGGAGCCCGCCCAAUGAGACGUACCCAGAUGAGUUGGAGAUUAUCAAAAAGACCAAACAGGAACUGGUGUUUAGGAGCUGGAUAGAGAAAGAGAACAAAGAGGAUGCCCCUUACACGGGAAAGUUUGUUGGCUACAUCUAUCCACUAAACAUCAGCAAAGGUUACGCCAUCAAUAUCUCCAUGAGCACGUCACAGUCCCGCGCAACCUUCUACCUCAGCAAAGACGACAACCCCAAAAAUAAGGAAAUAGUUGCUGAGCAGGCUUACAGGGGGACGUCAUCAACGCUGAAUGCCGCGCGGCCAGACCACACCCCUCUCUUUCCAAACGUAGGACGAGGGCACCGCUACUACAUGGAAUUGAAUGCCACACAGCUCAUCACGGGCAAGGACAAGCAGCCGAGUGCGGAGCUGACCCUCCAGCGCAACAGCUCAAACCAAAACAGCCAAUGGGAGCCAUGGACCGAAGAGUUUUUGGAGCCGUUCCACGGCGGCAACUGUAGCCAGUAUUACAACUGUCUGGCGUGUAUGGCAGACACCGCCUGUGGCUGGUGCACGGAGGAUAACUCUUGCCACCAUCGUGAAGCGUCGCAGCGCACUGGCCAGCCGACCUGCGGGCAGGAAGUGGAGCGCCACCUGGUGUUGGCCUUCACAGACUGCCCCACAUGCGUUGAUCAUGUUGACUGUCAUAGCUGCGUGUCGGACAAUUUAUGUGAGUGGGUGCCGGACUACCUUUUCUGUAUUAGACGUGGACGGUUCUCUGAUUCUAUUCGCAACACCAGUGCCUGCCACUUGCCCUGUAAGAGCCAUACUUCCUGUGAGACGUGCCUAGGGGUGCAGAACGAGUGUGCCUGGUGCGAAAACCUGCAGACCUGCUUCACGUUCUCCGAGUACACAACCCGCUUCAUGUAUGGCCACUGCCUCAAGUGGUUGGAUUGGGAGGCCAAGACGGGCACACUUCAGCUAAAGUGUAACAGCUGUCAGUCACACAACACCUGUAAGGAGUGCAUGCAGAACUUUGGCUGCGGCUGGUGCAGCAACGAUGAAAACCCAGCCAUCGGCAAGUGCAUGCAGGGUGACUUCGCAGGUCCCACAUCUGGUGAGAGCUGCUCUGCUGUUAUGGCUUUGCUUGGGAACAAGACACAGAAUGCUAGCUGGGCAUACAGUGUCUGCCCGGACGUCCAGGAGUGUGAGCUGGGGCUUGAUGACUGCCACGAGAAUGCCUCCUGUAUCAACACACUAGAUGGAUACAACUGCACCUGUCAUCGAGGGUUCUUGGGGAAUGGCAGAGACAGCUGUGAAAAGACCUGCUAUCACAUCUGUGACAAGGGAAACUGCUCGGGGUCACCUGACUACGUGUGUAAUUGUUCACUCGGGUGGACAGGGGACAGUUGCAACAUCAGUUGUGGCUGCAACAACCACAGCACUUGCAAGAAAAACGGCGUGGGCACGUGUGAUUCCUGUCAGCAGAAUACAGCAGGCGAGCAUUGCGAGAUCUGCCAGCCGGGAAGCUACGGAGAUCCACAGCUACCAGCAGGCUGUCUUCUAUGUGAGUGUAAUGGUCAUGGUAAUGAGCUGCUAGGGACAUGUCACAACGCUACAGGCAAGUGUUUCUGUCAGGAUGAUACCGACGGCGACCAGUGCGAGAACUGUCAACAUGGCUACUAUGGUGACCCAAGGAAAGGACAGAAAUGCUAUAUGGGUUGUGAUGACCGUAAGAUCUUGACUGACAUCAUGGUGGGGUCUCUGGGGUCCUACCACAAGCGCUGGACUCCCACCCUGUCAGGACCCCGGGCCUACUGCCUUUGGAUUCUCACAGUCUUCUCUGAUGUAGAUUCUCCGCUGACCAAUCAGGUGAUUCCCAGCAUCACACUGGAGAUUGAACCCAAGAUUGAUGUCAGGUGUCUGGAGGACUAUGUAUUUGUGUAUGACGGUUUACCCCAUUUUGCCUCGGGUAAAAAGCCAACGAAUUCUCGCCUGUUGGGUUCAUUCUGUGGUCAAGGUCACAAGGAGUUGAUGGCUGUGACAGCUCGCUCUGGAAUUCUCACUGUGUUUUAUCAGUCAGAUGUCAGCCAUGGUGUGACCAGCAAUGGAUUUAAUGCCAGUUACCAUGUCAAUGGAUGUCCUGAUAACUGUGACCAUGGCAACAGGGAGUGCAUCAACAACAAUUGUGUGUGCAUGGCUGGCUUCAAGGGAGAUAACUGUCAAGAGGAGAUUUGUCCCAAGAACUGCUCGGCCAGUCUAAACCAGGGCUACUGUGAUGAGGGCUGCGUGUGCAAGCCGGGAUAUGUGGGUCCUAGCUGUGAGGUUCAACUCAUCCCAAAUGGUGUGGCUAUUGAGCCGAUCACGACCUACGAUGACCCAAACAUGGAUCGCGACCUUGGAAGAAUGGGUCACACGAUGUCGAAAUGUGACGAGGACAGCCUGUACAUAUUCGGUGGAUACUCCCUGCGAUAUGGCAUUCUGGCAGAUUUGUACCAUCUCAACACAACCUCUGGGAAAUGGACGCUGAUUGAACCACAGAGUGAGAGUGUGCCCAAGGCAAGGUACUUUCAUGCUGCUGUGUGUUUACCAAACAUGCAAGCCUUGUACGUCUACGGUGGGCUGGUGGAGCAAGAAGGGGCGGUGACUCCUACGUACGAGGCUAGCCAGGAGAUGUGGAAAUUUAACCUGGAGUCACGGCUAUGGGCAGUAGAGGAGGGUCCGAAGUGGGUACACACGUUAGCCGGUCACACCAUGACCCAGAUCAGCGACACCAAGCUCAUGCUGAUUGGAGGCUUCUCUAUCCAGAACUACUUCUCCAACAAAGUGUAUGAAUACAACACCGGCGGAGGGUUAAUGGCAUGGAAGGAGUACACAGACCGUAACGAAAUGCAUGGAGCCACACCAGUUGGGCUGUUUGGUCAUACUGCUGUCUUUCAUGAGCUGUCCAAUACGGUGUACGUGUUUGGUGGGUAUGUUUACAAAAGUGACUCGUUUGGUCCAUCCAGGGAAAUGUACGCCUUUGACCUGGACAAAAACGAGUGGACCAUCUUACAACCAGAAAAUGGUGAACAGCCUAUUCCCCGGUUUUUCCACAACAUGGUUGGUAGGGAGAGUGACCUGGUGAUUAUCGGGGGUAUGACAGAGAACGGGGAGAUGACUGCCAGCAUACAGGUAUACCGUUACACCUGUAAUGCCUGGAUAACCGUCAGCAAUACAGAUUAUGUGCAUAUGAUGGGAAAAUUAAAACCAGCCAUUGGAUCGACAGCGGUGGCUAUGAACGACUCUGUGUACAUAUUUGGGGGUUACAAUGGUGUGUCCAUGGGGUCCUUGAUAAAACUGACCAUUCCCAGUGAUGUCUGCCAGGUACUGCGUGACAGUAGCAUGUGCAGGAGGACAGUUGGGUGCUCUGGGUGCAUUGUUCCCACCCCCACGGGCAAUCUGUCUUACUGCUACUCCAGUGGACUGAGAGCGCCUCAUAGCUGUGACUCCUCCAACGCCACACUGCGCCAAGGCGCGUUGUGUACAAAACGCUGGCUGAAUAUUGCAGACUGCGAGCAGUUCACUAAUUGUAGUCAGUGCCUGGCAGUUUACCCACAGUUCAAGAAUGCCACAAAGGCGUGUAUGUGGUGUACUAACUGUGAUGUUGGCCGGUGUGUGAGCAUUAAUGAUCGCUGUGGAGAGAAGAAGUGCCGUGGGGUGGAGCAAACACCGAUCCGCCUGGCUAAGGGCUGUGUGGAGGCCAGAUGUCAGGCUGCAGACUGUGACAAAUGCUCAGAUCUGGAGACCAAGUGUCUUUGGACAACACACUCCAAAAGAACAAGUGAGGUGAUGAGGUCGUUAACGUCAGUCGCUCGUUACUCAGGUAACUGUGUUGAGAAUACGAUUAACUUCAACCACCCGCUGUCCGGCAAACAAAAGUGUCCACGCCGUUGCUUCUCCUUCACGACCUGUCAGACCUGCCUGGAUACGGAGAGCGCUGAGGGCGGAGCUAAAACCUGCGUCUGGAGUGACAAGCUUCAAGAGUGUCUACCAUAUGCUGCCGUUCCUCUGGUUUGCUCCGGGGGGCAAUGCGGCUACCUCAUCAACGAACCCGUUAGAGAAGUCGGCAGAUGCCCGGUUGAGUGUGCCUUCCAUACCCGCUGUUCCACCUGUCUGAAAGCCCCUGGGUGUGGCUGGUGCGCCUUCGGGGGAAGAACGGGUCAGGCGUGUGUGUAUGGCUGGUGGACUGCACCAUCCUUCUGUAGGUGUCUGCACGGCAGCCACGUGGAGCUGGUUACUCCCAAUCAGAAAGUCGCGGCUACAAACCGCUCACUACAGUUCCUUGACCCCAUAUUCUGGUCGUUCAUGAAAUGUCCGCCGGAGAACGAGUGUGAGAACAACCAUCAUAACUGUAAUAAUGAAACGGAAGACUGCCAGGACACGCCCAUAGCCUACCAGUGUGUCUGUAAACAAGGAUACGAAAAGGCCGGAGGUCAAUUGGAGUGCGUACCCCAGUGUAACCAAGGCUGUAUCCGGGGACGAUGUGUCCGCCCAGACGACUGCGCUUGUGACUUCGGCUGGGUCGGACGGAACUGCUCCGUGGAGUGUCAGUGUAACAAGCACAGCAACUGUAAAAGUGAAAAUGAAACCACUGUUUGUACUGGCUGUUCCAACAAUACCAUGGGUCACCAGUGCAGCUUGUGUAAGCCAUUUUUUGUGGGCGAUCCCAGAGAUGGGAAGUCGUGUAUUUCUUGUCGAGAGUUCUGCAAUAACCAUACAGAUUUCUGCGUGACCUAUGAAGAGAGCAUAGCAUAUGGCCUUGACUAUGCCUCACAAAGAAUUAGUGAAAAUCAGUUGAGCAAGAUAAGGACAGGCCCCAAGGAAGAAGAUGCAGUGUGUUUGUCAUGUCAGCACAACACAACCAUGGAACAUUGUGACAAGUGCCUUGUGGGAUACUUCAGGAUACGCCAGGACAACCAACUCAUCCAGCCCUGUCUCAAGUGUCAGUGUAAUGGGCACAGCGCCACCUGCAAUGAGCUGACAGGUGAGGACUGCGAUUGCCGAAACAACACAGAGACGAGCUGCAACAAGGAUAGCAAGGAGAAGAAACCGUGUUGGCAGAAACAGUGCUCGAGCUGUAAGGAGUACUUCCUAGGUCAUCCAAUCAACGGUCACCAGUGUUAUCGUCACAUGACCAUGGAACAAGACUACUGCUUUGAUCCCGUCACACAGAAUCGGUGCAAUCCCGAACCCCCACCGCUGCACCAGGGCCGCACCGUCUUCUUCUCGGUGCAACCCAAGUACCUUAAUGUGAACAUCCGCAUCACUGUGGACGUCACAAUGGGAGCUGCAGAUGUGUAUUUCUCGCCGUGUGAAGACACAUUCUUGGUGGACGUUGACCCUCUUGGGUUUCACACAGUUCUCAUCGACCCCAACUACCAUUUAAUGUCCGGUCAGAACACGGUUUUCCAUGGGCAGCGGCGAAACAUAGUGAACUGCUCUCACGACAAGAGCAGUUAUAGAAAGCUGGAGAUGGAGGCUAACGAGCUCAACACGUUUGUCACAGUGGACUACGCCAAGACUCUGCUGCUGGUCAAGAACGUCACUUUCCGAUUGGUCAUCACACUGCCCUUGGACGUCCAUAACUUACGUUCCUCUAGGUUUUAUGUGAUUUUGCGCAGCCGCGGCAUCACUUCCAGCAACAAGACAUUCGGGAGCUUGUACUUCAGGCAGGAUCAGCCCCAUAUAGAUCUCUUCGUGUUCUUCUCAGUGUUUUUCUCCUGUUUUUUCCUGUUCUUGGCCAAAUGUGUGUUGUUGUGGAAAGUGAAGCAGACAUUCGACGCCAGGCGAACACGCCAGCAGCGCGCCCGGGAAAUGAAACACAUGGCGUCGCGACCAUUUGCACGUGUCCUCGUUUACAUAGAACAAGAACCUGUGACAGGCCUACAGCCAGCGUUCACACGAAGAAACAAUCGGCUUCCCAAAAUCCGCACCAAUCAUGUGGAUCCGUCGAAUACGGGGAGCAAUCCAACCCCCGGGCGUGAGUGCCCAUUUAACCUUGCCCCCAUUGCUGUGGAGCCCACAGACGAUGGAAUCGCCGCGGUGGGAACAGUUAUAUUGCGCCUUCCAGGGGGUAACAGCGCACCAUCAAAACUGUCGCUGGGUUCUGCGCUGACAACGCGCCUUCAUACGGGCCCUGCAGGAACUCAUAGUCAGAAAGUAAAUAUAAGGCGGCGAUACAGUGCUUCAUUUGCUUAA
Messenger RNA from Liolophura sinensis, 8307 nucleotides. RefSeq names its product multiple epidermal growth factor-like domains protein 8. NCBI's taxonomy places the organism in Eukaryota, Metazoa, Mollusca, Polyplacophora, Chitonida, Chitonidae. The record is from RefSeq and is a predicted model, not a curated record. Gene Ontology annotation, molecular function: protein binding; calcium ion binding.